Molecule: messenger RNA, 933 nt
Organism: Equus quagga
Lineage: Eukaryota; Metazoa; Chordata; Mammalia; Perissodactyla; Equidae
Gene: NANOG
Product: Nanog homeobox
Exons: 4
Coding region: 1-933 (310 amino acids)
Biological process (GO): regulation of transcription by RNA polymerase II
Molecular function (GO): RNA polymerase II cis-regulatory region sequence-specific DNA binding; DNA-binding transcription factor activity, RNA polymerase II-specific
Source: RefSeq, a predicted model, not a curated record
AUGAGUGUGGAUCCCCAUCUUGCCCAAAGCCUGCCUUGCCCUGAAGCAUGCAAUUCUAGGGGAUCUUCACCAGUGCCUGAGAUUUAUGGGCCUGAAGAAAAUUACGCAUCCUUGCAGAUGUCGUCUGCUGAGACACCCCACAUGGAGACUGUCUCUCCUCUGCCUUCCUCCAUGGAACUGCUCAUUCAGGACAGCCCCGAUUCAUCCACCAGUCCCAGAGUAAAACCGCUGCCCGCUUCCGCAGAGACGAGCGAGGCAAAGAAGGAAGAGAAGGUCCAUGGCAAGAAACAGAAGAUCAGAACCGUGUUCUCUCAGACCCAGCUCUGUGUCCUCAAUGACAGAUUUCAGAGACAGAAAUACCUCAGCCUCCAGCAGAUGCAAGAACUUUCCAACAUCCUGAACCUUAGCUACAAACAGGUUAAGACCUGGUUCCAGAACCAGAGAAUGAAAUGUAAGAGGUGGCAGAAAAACAACUGGCCGAAGACUAGCAACAGUGUCACUCAGGGCUCAGCAACUACAGACUACCCGGGGCUCUAUUCCUACCACCAGGGGUGCCUGGUGAACACUGCUGGGAACGUUCCAAUGUGGAGCCACCAGGCCUGGAAUAACCCAGCUUGGAGCAACCAGACCUGGAACAGCCAGUCUUGGAGCAACCAUUCCUGGAACAGUCAGACCUGGUGCUCCCAAGCCUGGAAUAACCAGGCUUGGAACAAUCAGGCCUGGAACAGUCCGUUCCACAGCUGUGGAGAGGAAUUCCUGCAGCCCCAGAUCCAGUUCCAGCAAAAUUCUCCUGUCAGUGACCUGGAGGCCACCUUGGAAACCGCUGGGGAAAGCCAUAACGCAACACAGCAAACUGCUAAGUAUUUUAGUACCCAGCAAAUCAUGGAUUUAUUCCCAAAUUACCCCAUGAACAUACAGCCUGAAGAUAUGUGA